Molecule: messenger RNA, 1118 nt
Organism: Castor canadensis (American beaver)
Lineage: Eukaryota; Metazoa; Chordata; Mammalia; Rodentia; Castoridae
Source: RefSeq, a predicted model, not a curated record
ACUGCUGUGCAAAUGUUAGCCCGCUGCUUUCUACCUGGGAGCAUGAGGCUUCGUACUCUAGCCUCCUGCCCGGCCCUCUUUGCCUCCAUCCGGUGUCCACGCUCUGAGCUGCGCCUGGACCUGGUUUUAGCUUCUGGACAGUCCUUCCGGUGGAGGGAGCAAAGCCCUGCACACUGGAGUGGCGUGCUGGCGGACCAAGUAUGGACACUGACUCAGACUGAAGAGCAGCUCUACUGCACCGUGUACCGAGGUGACAAGGGCUGCGUUGGCAGGCCCACCCCAGAGGAGCUAGAGACCGUACACAAGUACUUCCGGUUGGAUGUCAGCCUGGCUCAACUGUAUAGCCACUGGGGUUCCGUGGACUCCCAUUUCCAAGAGGUGGCUCAGAAAUUUCAAGGUGUGCGACUUCUGCGACAGGACCCCACCGAAUGCCUUUUCUCCUUCAUCUGUUCCUCCAAUAACAACAUUGCCCGCAUCACUGGCAUGGUGGAACGGCUGUGCCAGGCCUUCGGACCUCGGCUCAUCCAGCUUGAUGAUGUAGCCUAUCACGGUUUCCCCAGCCUGCAGACCCUGGCUGGACCAGGGGUAGAGGCCCACCUCAGGAAGCUGGGCCUGGGGUACCGGGCUCGCUAUGUGUGUGCCAGUGCCCAAGCCAUCCUGGAAGAACAUGGUGGACUGGCCUGGCUGCAGCAACUUCAAGAGGCUCCCUACGAGGAGGCCCACAAGGCCCUCUGUGGCCUGCCUGGGGUGGGCACCAAGGUGGCUGACUGCAUCUGCCUAAUGGCCCUGGACAAACCCCAAGCUGUGCCCGUGGAUGUUCAUGUGUGGCAGAUAGCGCAACGUGACUACAGCUGGCACCCCACCGUGUCCCAGGCCAAGGGCCCGAGCCCCCAGGCCAACAAGGAACUGGAUGAGGUCUCACUGUGUUGCCCAGACCAGCUCCAAAGUGGGAUCAAGUGAUGCUUCUGUCUCAGCCUCCUGAAUAACUGGAACUUCAGACUGGCUUUGGACUGCAAUCCUUCUGUCUGCCUACCAAGUAACUGUGAUUAAAGGCGUAAACCACUGUGCCAGGCUCUGUAUAUUUUUGAUAAAAUGAAAUAAAUCUGAAGGAAAAAGAA